AUGUGGAAAGGCUUGCUAUUAAGUGCAGUGUUGCUUGUCUUAGCCGAGAGCAAAUCGGCCGGCAGUCGGAACGAGCCACGCAAGUUCCCCGACGGGUUCCUGUUCGGAACGGCCACUGCUUCCUACCAAAUAGAGGGCGCUUGGGAUGAAGAUGGAAAAUCGGAAAACAUUUGGGACCAUUUGACUCAUACCGAUCCUUGCGCUGUUAAAGAUUGCUCCAAUGGAGACAUCGCGGACGACUCGUACCAUUUAUAUAAAAGAGACGUAGAGAUGAUGAGGGAACUUGGCAUCGAUUACUACAGAUUUUCUCUGUCUUGGACUCGAUUAAUGCCCACCAGCUUCCCCGAUCAAAUAAACCCGGCAGGCGUAGAAUUUUACAAUAACUACAUCAACGAAAUGCUAAAAUAUAAUAUAACACCUAUGAUUACACUGUACCAUUGGGAUUUACCUCAAAAGCUGCAGGAAAUGGGCGGUUGGACGAACCCUAACAUUGUUGACUGGUUCGCCGACUACGCUCGUACUGCAUUCGAGUUAUUCGGAGACAGAGUCAAGUUCUGGAUCACAUUCAAUGAGCCUCACGUAUUCUGCUAUUACGGCUACGGUGACGUGUCCAUGGCGCCUCGACUAAAUAUCAAGGGGGUAGCAGAGUAUUUAUGCUCGAAGAAUAUGCUUAUGUCACACGCUAAAACUUGGCAUAUGUAUGACGAGGAAUACAGAUCGAAACAGAGCGGCACCGUUAGUAUUACGUUAAGCUCCACUUGGUAUGAACCAGAAGAUGAAAACAACCCGGAUCAUAUUCAAGCCGCUGAAGAUGCCAACCAAUUUGAUUGGGGCCAAUACGCUCAUCCUAUUUUCUCGGAGAAUGGAGGUUAUCCACAGGAAAUGGUGGACAAUAUAGCUGCUAAGAGCGCGGCGCAAGGGUACUCCAAGUCCAGAUUACCCGAAUUCACCGAAGAAGAAAAGGCUUACGUUCGCGGGACAUCCGACUACUUCGGCCUGAAUCAUUACUCUUCGUUACUAGUAUACAGAAAUGAAACUGUACAGGGAUAUCAUGCCACUCCUUCUUUCCGGGAUGACAUGAAUGCAAUUACAUACAACACAGAUGAUUGGAAAAUUGGAGCAUCAGAUUUUGUUAAAUACACGCCUUGGGGAUUCUACAAGAUCUUAACUAAGAUAAGGAAGGACUACAACAACCCGCCGGUGUACAUCACGGAGAACGGUUUCGCGACGCUGGGAGGGUUGGCGGACGAGGACCGCGUGCAGUACUACUGGGGCUACCUGGACGCCAUGCUGGACGCCAUCGACGAGGGCUCCGACAUCAGGGGCUACACCGCCUGGAGCAUCAUGGACAACUUCGAAUGGAUGCAGGGCUACACAGAGCGGUUUGGUCUGUACGAGGUGGACUACUCGGACCCGGCUCGGCCGCGCACCCCCCGCAAGUCCGCUUUCGUCUACAAGGAAAUAGUCCGUUCGCGCACCCUCGACCUCGACUACGAACCCACCGCUACUGUCAUGACUAUCGACGAAGGACAUAGUUUAAGUUCAGUAUUGCUUGUCAUGGCCGAAGGCAAAUCGGCCGGCAGUCGGCACGAGCCACGCAAGUUUCCCGACGGGUUCGUGUUCGGAACGGCCACUGCUUCCUACCAAAUAGAGGGCGCUUGGGUUGAAGAUGGGAAAUCGGAAAACAUUUGGGACCAUUUAACUCAUACCGAUCCUUGUGCAAUUAAAGAUUGCUCCAAUGGAGACAUCGCGGACGACUCGUACCAUUUAUAUAAAAGAGAUGUAGAGAUGAUGAGAGAACUUGGAAUCGAUUUCUACAGAUUUUCUCUGUCUUGGACUCGAAUAAUGCCCACCAGCUUUCCCGAUCAAAUAAACCCGGCAGGCGUGGAAUUUUACAAUAACUACAUCAACGAAAUGCUAAAAUAUAAUAUAACACCUAUGGUUACACUGUACCAUUGGGAUUUGCCUCAAAAGCUGCAGGAAAUGGGCGGUUGGACGAACCCUAACAUUGUUGACUGGUUCGCCGACUACGCUCGUACUGCAUUCGAGUUAUUCGGAGAUCGGGUCAAGUUCUGGAUCACUUUCAAUGAGCCACACGCUACCUGCCGUCCCGGUUACGGUGACGUGACUAUGGCGCCGCGACUAAAUAUCAAAGGAAUAGCAGAGUAUUUAUGCUCUAGGAAUAUACUUAUGUCACACGCAAAAACUUGGCAUAUGUAUGACGAAGAGUACAGAUCAAAACAGAGCGGCACCGUCAGUAUUACGUUGAGCUCCACUUGGUAUGAGCCUGAAGAUGAAAAUAACAUGGAACAUGUUCAAGCCGCUGAAGAUGCCAACCAAUUUGAUUGGGGCCAAUAUGCUCAUCCUAUUUUCUCGGAAAACGGUGGUUAUCCACAUGAAAUGGUUGAAAACAUAGCUGCCAAGAGCGCUCUGCAAGGGUAUCCUAAAUCCAGAUUACCCGCAUUCACCGAAGAGGAAAAGGCAUAUGUUCGCGGGACAUCAGACUACUUCUGUCUGAAUCAUUACUAUUCGACAUUAACGUACAGAAAUGAAACUGUACGCGGAUAUCACGCCACUCCUUCUUUCUGGGAUGACAUAAAUGCAAUUACAUACACUUUAGAAGAUUGGACAUUUGGAGCAUCAGGUAAAGUUAAAUACACGCCUUGGGGAUUCUACAAGAUCUUAACUAAGAUAAGGAAGGACUACAACAACCCGCCGGUGUACAUCACGGAGAACGGUUUCGCAACGCUGGGAGGGUUGGAGGACGACGACCGCGUGCAGUACUACAGGGGCUACCUGGACGCCAUGCUGGACGCGAUCGACGACGGCUCCGACGUCAGGGGCUACACCGCCUGGAGCAUCAUGGACAACUUCGAAUGGAUGCAGGGCUACAUAGAGCGAUAUGGUUUGUACGAGGUGGACUACACGAACCCGGCUCGAACACGCACCCCCCGCAAGUCCGCCUUCGUCUACAAGGAAAUAGUCCGUUCGCGCACCCUCAACCCCGACUACGAACCCACCGCUACUGUCAUGACUAUCGACGAAGGACAUUGAUUGAUUGAUCUCAAACUUA
Molecule: messenger RNA, 3073 nt
Organism: Cydia splendana
Lineage: Eukaryota; Metazoa; Arthropoda; Insecta; Lepidoptera; Tortricidae
Product: lactase/phlorizin hydrolase-like
Exons: 11
Coding region: 1-3054 (1017 amino acids)
Biological process (GO): carbohydrate metabolic process
Molecular function (GO): beta-glucosidase activity
Source: RefSeq, a predicted model, not a curated record